CUCCAUAUGAACCUGGCAGAGGCAGGCAGGAACACCCAGGGGACAGCUGGAGUGGCUGAAAUGUCACCUGCAACUUUCCAGCUCUUCACUUCCUUAAUUCUUCAAAUCUAGCACUUUCUGGUCUCUAUUAUGGAUUGUCAAGCUAUUCUGCAGUGCUGCAGUUUGAAUCACAGGACGUUCUCAGGCUGUCAUGAUGCAGCUGUGAUCUGUGAUCUGCACUGGAGUACAGAACAGGACCACUCCAAAGUCAAUGACUUCUGGCAUAAGAAAGCUGUUUAAAAAAAAUGUCUUUCUGCUGAGGAAGAAUGCAAAAGACAUGUUUCCCACAAGAAGGUAAGUUCAAGGAGCACUGUUCACUUGACAUCAAGUGAGUUCUCACUUAUGAGUGAAAAGAGUUUUCAGAAGUUUCUCUCUUCCUGAAGACCCCAGCUGCUAAUUUUGAUGCUUUAAAUGCAGUAUUUUUUUUCAUGUAAAUGCUUUUCUCAAUCUUGUGGUAAACAGAAUAAACUGACAGAAUGCUUUCCUGCACUAAAGUAUAAAAAGUCAACAAACCGCCAAAAAGGGAAAUUGUCUUUCUUCCACUCUCCAUCUGCUGCAGGCAGCUGAAGAGUAACUUAUAGCAACCGUAGAUUAGGAAAAAAAUGCACAUUGCUAUAGAAAUUGCCAACAGUAGACUCACUUGGAGAGCUUGGCUUUAUUUGUAGACAUUUCCAAACAUUAUUUGUUCUUUUCAGGGUCUAUUUCAAAAUCCAUCAAAGCCAGAGACAAGACUUCCUGUAACUUCAAUGCCUUUGGAGCAGAUUCACAGGGGAGAGCCUGUGGCACCCUCAGCCCUGGCAUUUUUAGUAUGUUCAUGUAGUCAGAUUUCCAGUAGCAGAGAAAGAACUGGACAACACUACCAAAGACAGUCAUCACAAAAGUGAGCUCCUACUGGAAAUGUCUGCAUCACCAAGCCAGUACAUUUAAGUACAGUCUCCUUCAUCAUGCCUGUGCUUUCAGAAACAGGCUGUGUUUUUCAUAUCUAGAAGGACAAAGUGGGAGGGCUGGAUGCCAGUUGCUGUGAAGCCUGGCAAGUCAGCAGGACUGCCAAGAAAGCAAGGGAGAAGAAGCAGGGAGUCUGGAGAAAGCGUCAUGCAAACAUACAGUGGCCAACUAACAGAAGAGCAGCUGCCCUCAGCUCUGACUGCUGCAACAGUUUGAAUAUUAAACACUUAGAUUGUGUGUUCCCAAGCUGAAGCUUGUGAAGUUUUGUAUGGGGCCUGAAAGGGACUCCUAAUUUGCAGACACCCGCAACAGAAGCAGCUGAUAAUCAUAGUUACAGUCUCAUCCAGGAAAAGGAUGGGUGUCUGGGCCAAUUAGCUAAUUAGAAUAUGGAUUGGCCUUCUCCAGAGCUGGGAAAUCCAGUCCAAAUAUUCACAUCUUAGCUGCUCCAUAAGCUCUCCCUAUUAAUCAGUCAGAAAUUCAUGUGGGAUCUGCUCCAAGGGUUCCAUAGCUGAACUCUUGAUUUACAGGUGUGGUGAGAAGGAAGACAUCCAACAUACUGUAUUUUCUUCUUUCCUCUCAUCCCCCACCAUUUUCCUACCCAUUAAACACUUUCUGACUAACUUUAUCUUGAAAUAAUAGUCUGAUAAUAGUCUUGCUUUGUCCAGCAGAACAAGACAGCCAUAAACAGGAGGUCCAGAAAGGUCUUGGGAUUGAAGUUCAGUCUUGGAUGUUGACUGGAUGCAGUGCUUGCAUUUGACUUUGGCAGAAAGCUUUGGAGCUGCACUGGCACUCUGCAGGGAUGGGCACUGCCUUCAGCCCAGCAGUGCAGUGCAGGAGGCAUUUCUGCAGCGCAGGAAUCCAGCAAACACCGCAGAGUCCUCUGUGCCAUGGUAACUGGCUCACUGACCCAUGUCUAAAUAUAAGUGCAUGUUCUUUCGGUUUUGGGUUAGUGGUAUAAAUUAAUAAUAAUGGCAUCAAGCUCAAAGGAGUUAAUGCCAAGGACAGGAGGAUCACAAUAGCUAAAAUCCUCAUUUGUACUGUGCUUCUACUAAGCUGGUGGCUUUGUAAACCUGAUGGAUAUCUUUUAUAAGGAAGUUGCAAUGCAUUUAGAGAUUUCGGCUCCUAAAUGUAGCUGGGCUUGCUUCCCAAAGUCCAUCAGCAGCCUUUGGAAUGUGCAAAUAGAGCUCUCAAGUAGUUCUGAUGAUUAAGGCAAUAUUUUCAUCUUUCCUAAAUCAUUGGUUUAAGUUAUGGCCUUCUCUUCUGCCUCCCAGCAAUAUAAAUACUGUAGCUCCAAAUAGUUGAGCAGCUUAUCUUUUAAGGGAUGAUGGGAGCACUUCACCUGGUGUGUAGAAUUCUAAGCAGACACAACAGCUCAAAAUCAAGCUUACUUGGAACAGCUGAGAUGAAUCUGCACAUGCAUAAACAGGAGGGCAGGAUGGAUAUGAUACAAUAAUUGUAGACAUUACAUUAGCAUCUAAAAGAAGUACGUCAAACAAUAAUUAUUACAUAUAAAGCGAUCCAGACCAAUUAAAUAUAUCUAGAGAAGCAGUGUGUUUUCCCAUCCCAUAACUCCUUGUGUUUCUCAUUUUUCUUAUUCUCACUAUUGUAUCUCUUUGCUGUUGUAAAGAUCUCCCAACUUUAAUGUUCACACAAUGAAGCCUUUGAUGUAGGAGCUUUAUCUCACUUUUCCAUGUGUUCAACAGUAGCAUAUAUCAACCUUAUCUUCUCUGUUCAUGAGGAAAGCAAUAAUUUAAAGUCUUCUCCUCAAACUGAUCUCACAAGUGAUGUGACAUUUGUACAAUAGAGCUCACAAGGGCCAUUGCAGGGGCUUAGCAUCAGCACAGCACCCCCCAGACGCAAUCACAAUUAUAUAUUAGAAGUUCUGUUCUGUUCCAUGCUCUAUUGCUGCUGUUAUGGAAAACAGCAAAGAAGAAGGAGAAAUGCUGAUGAUGUGACAAGGAUAUCUCAAGCUUUUGAAGAAGGCAUCAAAAGGAGUGGUGCCCUGGAAAGCAAGAUGAGUGUGAUGCACAGCACUGAGCUGAGAAUGUGGCUGGGGGUCACAGUUCUGAUUUCUCUUGCUGUGUGCUUGGCUGUGGAGGAAGCAACUGAUGAAGGAAUACCUUGUUCAAAGUACCAGCAAGCUUUCAACCAUUCAUGCUAUGAGUUUGUUAGACUCCAGCAAACCUUCACAAGUGCCCAGAGCUGGUGUGAGAGAGGAGGAGGGCACCUUGUCUUUAUUCAAAAUGAGGACACUCAAGAGUUCUUGCAAAAACAUAUUGCUGAGGACCAGGAAUGGUGGAUAGGACUGAUCUCAAACUCCUUGCUGAAUGAAACUACUGAAGGGUCAAUAACUUGGCUGGACACUUCAAACAUAAGCUACAGUAAAUGGUACAAGGAUCAGCCCUCUCCCUUCUCAUCCACGUGUGGGUACAUCCUGAAGAAUGCCAAGUAUCAGUGGGGCGUGACUGAAAAUUGCAGCCAGGAAUUUUACUUCAUUUGCGAGUUUGAUUCUGGCCAGAGCAUUGCUUGUGAUAGUUACAAUGCCACUGUACAGUGUGGAUCAGGAGAAGUUAUUCAAGUUGAAGAGAGCUUCUACGGGCGGAAGACCCCUCACUACUGUGUGCCAGAGACUCCUCUCCAGUUUGAAACAGAUGAAGGCUGCAGCUGGAUCAGUGUCAAGGAUGAAGUGGCAGGCCAGUGUCAUGGUCUGCAGGCCUGCCAGGUGGCAGCAGAUGGCACUUUCUUUGGAGAUCCUUGUCCAGCUUUGGGAAGCUAUUUGUCUAUUCAAUACCACUGCAAAAAAGGUCUGCAGCUGGUUAUGACAGACACAUGUUUUGUCUUUGAAAAUAUCACGGUCACUUUGAACUGGCUGCUCUCACCAUACUCUGGGAACCUUUCCUGUACCAUUAGCACUGGGGAUGGUUACACUAUUGAUCCUUACUACCCUCUAACACUGGUCAGCAACCUCACAUACAGGUACUCCUCUGCUGGGGAGUUUACAGUUUUUGUGGAGUGCACCACCAGCGAGUGGCACGUGAUGGCACAGAGGCAGGUGACUGUUCAAGAUCAGGUGGAUCAGCUCAGCAUUUCUGGGUGCUACAGCCAGUAUGAAACAGGGAACAGCUCCCACUGCCGUACCCUGUAUGGGGAGGUGUUGUGGAUCCAAGUUCAGCUCAGUGGAGGCAAUGGAGUAACCUACAGCAUGUUAGCAGAUAACAUGACACUGACUGAAUCCAGUGCAGAGGAAGGUCUUGUCCCCCAUAACCUGACACUCAACAGUGCUUCCCAAAAGCUGAUAGGCCCAGGGAUGCACUGGCUGGAAAUCCGAGCAUCGAGGAACGCGACGCCAUCAGAGAUCUCCAGGAGUAUUGCUGUUCAUUUAAUUGAACCAGUAUCUGGGAUUCAGGCUGCAGUAGCUUCCCACACUCUGCAGCUGGGGGAGGAUUUGGAGGUGAAUGUCUCUGUGUCCCAUGGUGCCCCAGAGCAGCUGAUGUUUGAGGUGAUUGGAUCCAACCAAACCCACUGUCACAGAGCAGACAGCCCUCGUGGGGAGCUGCAGACGUACAGCGUUCCUGCUCCGUCAGAAGGUACUUUCCAAGUGAAAGUGGUGGCCAUGAAUGCCUUCUCAAAUGUGAGUCUGGAUCUUGGAUUCGUCACUGUGUUGGCAAAUGGUUCCCAUAAAAAAGAUUCUGCUAAGGAAGAAGGCAUCUACAAAACAAAUAUCCAAAAGAAAAAUGAUCACAGAAUAUAUAUUAAACCGAGCCGCCAUGUGGAUCCUCUCACAACUGUUACACUUGGCUGGCCAGACAACAACAAUAAUUCCAGUUUUCUCUGGACCUGUGGAGCUUGUUGGCCUGCCUGGAAUGAAUGUGUGAAGCAACAGAUAAUCCUAAUCAACCAAAGUGAGGUGCAAAUCCCACCUUCCUGCCUUCCUCCUCCAAAAUCAGCAGUGACGGUCAGGAUUACUGUCCGAAGCCAUGGCAGUGAAGAGAGGCAGGAUGAGCAAUGUCUCUAUGUGACUGCAAAACAAGAACUGCAACUGGAAAUCAGGUGUGAGGCAAACUGCAAUCCAGUGAAUGUUAGUGAUGAAGUUGUUUUGAGUGUGUCUGGACAGGAGGACUCCCACACCAUAUCUUAUAACUGGUAUUUAGAUAACACAUUCAUAAACAAGGUGAGAGCACCAGAUUUGUCAGAAAUACUGCACACACGGGGUGCCUGGGUUGGGAGGGGUUAUAAUGAAAGGCACCAAACUGCCACCCUGCUCCUGAUAAAUCACAACAGGAAAAACAGCAAAGAGCCUCUACUGCCAUGUGUUCUUUUCUGUCUGAUUUUCCAGUCUACAACCCUCCCUCUAGCCUGUGGCCUGACUGGUUUCCAGCAGAACUCUUUGAAUUUGCUUCAAAGCAACACAUCUGUAUUGAGAAUUCCCAGCUCCUUCUUGCAGACACAGGGAGAAGCUUUUCAGAUUAAAGUAAGAGGUAGGGCCUUGCUGAUAAAUAUGAAGCAGAGCAGACAGCCGAGCGAUGCAGAGCGCUGGGGCACGGCCCUGGCUGAGGCUCCGCUCUCUCCUGUGCCAGGCACGACCCAGAGAGGCUACGGCGAGGGCUCGUUCCUGGUGAGCACCGUGCCCCCGCCCGCCCGCCCCGCCUGUGCCGUGAGCCCCGGGCACGGCUCCGUGCUCACCGCCUUCAGAGUCUCCUGCAGCGCUCCCGGCUCGGAGCGCUCGGGCCGCUCCAGUCCUAGCGGGCAGCUCACAUAUUGCUUCUAUGAGACACCCAAUUCUCUCCUGGAUUGUAGCCCGGAUCCUGAACUCUUCCCAGUUUAUCUUCCGCUUGGAGAAGAGGAAAAUAAUUUUAUUUUACAUGUGACAAUCAUUGUUAGCAACAACUUCGGUGACAGAGUUCAAACAAAUGCUUCAGUGAAGGUUGGACCUACAGAUAUGAUGGAUGGGAACCUGACCCUGCAGGCUGUGAUAUCUGAGAAGGCAAACACCAUCCUAAAAGAUGGGAACAACAGCAUGAGUCUUUUCCAGCUGUACAAGUCAGUAACAUCUGUACUUAAUCAGCAGAUCCAGGAGGAAAGUUUUAACAUGUCUUUACAGACAAAUACACGAAAAGAGCUCCGAGGGCUGAUGCUGACAACUCUCUCUGUUGUUAACAUAACAUCAAUGCAGACUGCUCUGAAGAUGUCAGAGGUAUUGAAAGAAAUCACUUACAGGAGUGAAGAGCUGUCUGUCUCAGCACAGGUGGAAGCCAGCAACACUCUGAAACAUGUCAGUGCCUCCUUGCUCGCUGUGAACACAGAGCACAGCAGAGAUGGUCAGGAGUUAAAGGAAGCAGCCAACUAUCUGUUUAAUGCAGUGAGCAAUGUUCUUAAAGCUUCUGUAGAAAUCAGAGCUGGGAACACUUCAGUGCCAGAGGCAGAACAGAGUUCAAUGUCACACCAGCUCCUGAGCACAGUUGAAAAUCUCCAGAGUGCCCUUUUGUUUGGGAAGGCACCGGGUGAUGAGCCAACAGUCCUCACCUCUCCCUCUGCCACAAUGUACAUGCACAGAUUACAAACAGAAAACAUGGAUGGCACAUCCAUUAACAUCUCCAAUUCCAGCUCUGCCAGUUUUACUCUCCCGCCUGCUUCCUCUCUCAACGUUCCAGGAGUUGAUGGUGAAACAGUGGAUAUAAGGAUGGUGAGCUUUGCCAUGAAUCCCUUUUUCUCCAGUGACAGCAGUUUUGACAUCAGUGGAACAGUGGGAGGUCUAAGUCUUACUGGUCUGGAUGGUUUGAUCAUACCAGUCAGCAACCUCAAAGAGAACAUUGAGAUCAUGUUACCAAGGCUUUCAGUAACUCAGGAAGAUAAGGUUCUGUUGAAUCUGGGCAAUUAUAGCACUUUUCAAGUCAAUGUUACCUCAGAAAACACAUCUGUAGUGAUCCACCUGGAAUCUGAACAUGACAUCCCACUAAUAUUUUACCUGGGGUAUGGUUAUCACCCAAAUGAAACCAACUAUGAUAUGAAAAAUCAUCUGUUUUAUAAGAAAACUUCUGGAGGUGAGACAAACAGUUGGGUUCUCAGCCCAGAAGAGCUCAUUUUUGGAGAGGGAACCUACUAUUUCAUGGUUUUACAAGAUACAGGAAUGGAUUCAAGAGUCUACAGUGGGCUAACCAUAAAUGCCACUUGCUUUGCAUCCCGCUGUGCAUUUUGGGACGAGCACCAGGGAGGCUGGAACAGCUAUGGAUGUCAUGUAGGACCAAAAACAAAUCCUAGCAGCACACAGUGCCUCUGCAACCAUCUGACCUUCUUUGGGAGCUCCUUCUUUGUCAUACCCAAUGCCAUAGAUGUCAGCAAAACAACACAGCUGUUUGGUACAUUUGUGGACAAUCCUGUGGUGGUGACAACUGUAGUAUGCAUCUUUCUGAUAUAUGUGCUUGUAGUUAUUUGGGCUCGAAGGAAAGACAUCCAGGAUGAUGCCAAAGUGAAAAUCACAGUCCUGGAAGACAAUGACCCCUUUGCUCAGUAUCGUUACCUUGUGACAGUUUUCACAGGACACCGCCGUGGCGCAGCCACAACCUCCAAGGUGACCCUCACCCUCUAUGGACUGGAUGGAGAAAGUGAGCCCCACCAUCUAAAUGAUCCUGAUACACCAGUCUUUGAACGUGGAGGAGUGGAUGUUUUCCUCCUCUGUACCUUCUUCCCUCUUGGGGAACUGCAGAGUAUUAGAUUGUGGCAUGAUAAUUCAGGUGACAGUCCGUCCUGGUAUGUGAAUCGAGUAUUAGUCCAUGAUCUGGCAUGGGAUCAGAAAUGGUACUUCCUCUGUAACUCUUGGCUAGCCAUUGAUAUUGGAGAAUGUGUCCUAGAUAAAGUAUUCCCAGUAGCAACUGAACAGGACAUGAAGCAGUUCAGCAAUCUGUUUUUCAUGAAGACCUCCAAGGGUUUCCAGGAUGGGCACAUCUGGUACUCGGUUUUCAGCCGCUCCCCACGAAGCUCCUUCACGCGAGCCCAGCGAGUGUCCUGUUGCUUCUCACUGCUCCUCUGCACUAUGCUGACCAGCAUCAUGUUCUGGGGUGUGCCAAAGGAUCCUGCUGAGCAGAAAAUGGAUUUGGGUAAGAUUGAAUUCACAUGGCAGGAAGUGAUGAUUGGCUUUGAGAGCUCCCUCCUCAUGUUCCCCAUCAACCUGCUCAUUGUGCAGAUCUUCAGGAACAUACGACCCCGGCCAGCCCAGCCGGGCAGAGAGAAGCCGGGAAAGAGUGGCCGAGUGUCCCCAAGCCUGCCUCCCACCCCAGGGGCCACCCAGGCUGCCUCUCUCACUCCAGAGGCUGUGACAAAGGAUAUAAGAAGAAUUGCCAACUCACUCUCUAAAGUCCUGAAGACUCCAUCUCUCACCUCAGCACCAGACCUUGAAAAAUCAAUGAAUAUCAACACACUCCUGUCAUUGGUUGAGGACAUCAUCUAUCAGCAGAACAGAGCUGGGCAAGGGUUUUAUGAUGAGAGCAAGAAGGAUGGCCCCAUAAUUGUCACGUUGGGUGCUAUGGAUAUCCAAGAAAAAACAAGAAGUCCAACUCCAGAGAACAGAACUUGUGACCAGCUGAAAUACAGUGAUUACCAUCGCUGCUUGUACAAGCAACUCCAGCAGGUAGAGAUGGAGCUGGAAUUACUGGGGCCCCAUAAAUUUCAGAUGCCUCAGAGUUACACACAAGCUGUUUGUCAGGUCCAGCACAUGAAGAACUUUCUGGAGAACCAAAUCUGCUCAUCAGCAUCCAUCACUGAGAGGUGGUUCCAUACUCCAAACUUGCCCAGUGAUGACAAGAAAAGUUCUUCUCCCAGAGGGCUGCCCUGGUGGUUUGUGUUCAUUGCUUGGUUCCUUGUGGCAGCCACCAGCGGUGUGUCUGGGUUCUUUACCAUGCUUUAUGGACUCCAUUAUGGCAAGGAGAACUCCAUCAAGUGGCUCAUCUCCAUGGUCAUCUCCUUCUUGGAAAGUCUUUUCAUCACACAGCCCUUAAAGGUGCUUGGAUUUGCUGCUUUUUUUGCUCUGGUUCUGAAAAACGUGGAACAUGAGGAUGAAGAAAACACAGCUAUUGAUGGGUCUUUAUCUGCACCAGGUGAUUCAUACCCUCUCUUUGGGGUCCGAAGGGACAGUGGAAGCAAUAUUUACCAGCCACCUGCUGCUGCUGAUGUGGAGAAAAUGAAAAUCAGCUGCAUGAAGGAGCAGAAAGCAUUUGCCCUCAUCAGAGAAAUCCUGGCCUAUCUGGGAUUUUUAUGGAUGCUGUUACUGGUUGCCUAUGGGCAGAGAGAUCCCAAUUCCUACUAUUUAAACAAGCAUAUUAAGGACAGCUUUACGGAUGGAUUCCACCAUGUCUACAGUUACCAGGAUUUUUUCACGUGGGCGAACACUACUUUACUCAAAAAUCUUUAUGGAUCAUAUAAAGGAUUCAUUACAGAUGGCAAUUCCAAGCUGGUGGGUAGCGCUCGAAUUCGCCAAGUAAGAGUGAAAGGAGACACCUGCCCUAUUUCUCCCAGACUCCAGCACAUAGUUGAGGAAUGCCACGCUCCAUACUCCCUACAAACAGAAGAUACAUCCAUUUAUGGGGAGCACUGGAAUACCUCAGUCUUUGAUAACUCCUCUGACCUGAGCUCAGCAUGGCAGUAUCAGAGUCAGACCAAACUGAGAGGACACCCCAGCUGGGGUAAACUUGCCAUCUACAGCGGAGGGGGAUAUGUGAUUCACCUGGGAACUGACCCUAUAAAUGCCUCCAGAAUUCUCCAAUACCUUUUCAACAACAUCUGGCUUGACACCUUCACAAGAGCAGUGUUUGUUGAAUUUACAGUCUACAAUGCCAAUGUGAACCUUUUCUGCAUUAUAAGUCUGAUGUUUGAAAGCAAUGCUUUAGGGGCCUUCUUCACAAGUGCAGAGCUGCAAAGUGUCCGGCUCUACCCCUACACCAACAGCCUCCACAUCUUUGUGGUUGCAGCAGAAGUCAUUUAUUUCCUCUUUAUUGUGUACUACAUGAUAGUACAGGGAAAGCUGCUGAAGAGUCUGAGAUGGAGAUACUUCCACAGCAAGUGGAAUCUCCUGGAGAUGGCCAUUAUAUUGAUUAGCUGGAGUGCUCUGUCAGUGUUUGUGAAACGGACAGUCCUUGGGACCCGAGACAUCAGCUACUACCAGGAACACAAGGAGGACUCCAUAAGCUUCAGUGAAACAGCGAGAGCUGAUGCCGUUCUUGGCUACCUGAUUGCAUUCCUGGUGCUUCUCUCCACAGUGAAACUGUGGCAUCUUCUGAGGCUUAACCCUAAACUGAACAUGAUCACAUCAACACUAAGGAGGGCAUGGGGUGAUAUCUCUGGAUUCAUCACUGUUAUUGCAAUCAUGUUCCUCGCCUAUUCCAUUGCUGCAAACCUGAUAUUUGGCUGGAAGCUCUACUCUUACAAAACGCUCUUUGAUUCAGCAGAGACCAUGGUCAGCCUUCAGCUGGGAAUCUUCAACUACGAGGAGGUCUUGGACUACAAUCCAAUUUUAGGCUCUUUCUUAAUUGGAUCCUGCAUAAUUUUUAUGACAUUUGUGGUACUGAAUCUGUUCAUUUCGGUGAUUCUGGUUGCUUUUAGUGAGGAGCAGAAGCAUUACCAGGCUUCAGAAGAAGAGGAGAUUGUUGAUCUAAUGAGCCAGGAGCUGGACUUCGAUCUUUGUGGGUCCCUUCCACCUCGGCCUGUUCUGCGAUUCUGGGGAAACGGCGUUGUGUUCACUCCCAAAGCGCUGCCGGCGUGUUAUUCUGGAGUAAUAGCUAAGAAAUAGGGGUAACCCUAAGGCGAAACGUCCCACGUGCACUUUCUUUAGACUUGGCGCCUGUAUUUAUUUAAUAAACAUCGAGCAGCUCUUGCA
Parus major (Great Tit) is the source of this 10849-nucleotide messenger RNA. It is a transcript of the gene PKD1L2, whose product is annotated as polycystin 1 like 2. Gene Ontology annotation, molecular function: protein binding; calcium ion binding; calcium channel activity. Gene Ontology annotation, biological process: detection of mechanical stimulus. Lineage: Eukaryota; Metazoa; Chordata; Aves; Passeriformes; Paridae. The transcript has 46 exons. Gene Ontology annotation, cellular component: membrane. The coding region runs from base 2879 to 10762 and encodes 2627 amino acids. The record is from RefSeq and is a predicted model, not a curated record.